Messenger RNA from Salvelinus sp. IW2-2015, 734 nucleotides. RefSeq names its product extracellular sulfatase Sulf-1-like. The record is from RefSeq and is a predicted model, not a curated record. Gene Ontology annotation, molecular function: glycosaminoglycan binding; N-acetylglucosamine-6-sulfatase activity. Gene Ontology annotation, cellular component: plasma membrane; cell surface; endoplasmic reticulum. Lineage: Eukaryota; Metazoa; Chordata; Actinopteri; Salmoniformes; Salmonidae. Gene Ontology annotation, biological process: positive regulation of vascular endothelial growth factor production; heparan sulfate proteoglycan metabolic process; positive regulation of Wnt signaling pathway.
UUGUUUUGUUGAUGAAACAGAGCUGAUGAGCGUCCAACCGCGUGGUCAAAACAAUGACAUAUUCUGCUGUUCUGUUGUACGUGUUAAAACUGUGUUGGUUGUUUACAGUCACUUCUUUGUUGUUGUACUAUCCCAAACAGGUUCUGCUUCUCUUUAAACAGCAGUUUCACCAUGAGGGAUUCCAGCUGUAAAGCUGGUACUUGUUAUUCCUGUUGUUGUUCUCCCCGUUGCAGGACUAUUUCACGGACCUUAUCACCAACGACAGUAUCAACUUCUUCCGUAUGUCCAAGAAGGUGUACCCUCACCGGCCAGUGAUGAUGGUCAUCACCCACGCUGCCCCCCACGGGCCGGAGGACUCAGCCCCACAAUACUCAGAGAUGUUCCCUAAUGCCUCCCAACACAUCACCCCCAGUUAUAACUACGCCCCCAACAUGGAUAAACACUGGAUCAUGCAGUACACCGGUCCCAUGAGACCCAUCCACAUGGAGUUCACUAACUUCCUGCACAGAAAGAGACUGCAAACACUCAUGUCAGUGGAUGACUCUGUACAGAAGGUAUAUGAGAUGUUGGUAGAGAGUGGGGAACUGGACAACACCUACAUAAUCUACACAGCUGACCACGGCUACCACAUCGGCCAGUUUGGGCUGGUCAAGGGGAAGUCCAUGCCCUACGACUUUGACAUCCGAGUGCCCUUCUUCCUCCGCGGGCCCAACGUCGAGCCUGGAGCAGUGUAA